Messenger RNA from Ochlerotatus camptorhynchus, 1862 nucleotides. RefSeq names its product Heparan-alpha-glucosaminide N-acetyltransferase (gene Hgsnat). NCBI's taxonomy places the organism in Eukaryota, Metazoa, Arthropoda, Insecta, Diptera, Culicidae. The transcript has 6 exons. The coding region runs from base 116 to 1825 and encodes 569 amino acids. The record is from RefSeq and is a predicted model, not a curated record.
UCAAGUUUACAGUGUAGGCAAAGUCAUCCUUUCGAGAGGGGAGUUAAGUUUCAACUUGAUAAGAGGAUGACAUCGGCGGUCAGUUUCAUGGUAACAUUACGUCGGUCAACAUAGGAUGAUUGAAUAUACGGAGCGCUAUUUCCGUGGGUUGGAUUUGUGGUCGUUGGGGGUUGAUGAAGCUUUCGUCAAUGCGACUAUUAAUGGAUUGCGAAGCUAUUUCGUGUACUCAAUAUCGGAUGAAUGUGAUAAGUGUCCCUAUACGAAGGUUCGCGAGAUUAAACCGGCAAAUGGUGAUGGCAAUGUUUUCAAACUGGACGUCUCACGGAAGCUAGGAUUUAAAAUAUUCGAUAGAAAUCUUGGAAAAUAUGCAUUUGACAACGAAUCUUUUGUGUGCCAGUUUGACGCAAAUUUGGGAGAAUUCGGUGUAUAUGAUUUGACAAUUGAUGAUAGUGUCACACGAUUUUGCUCGUUGGAAACAGCCAAACAGCCAGUUAACAUUUAUUUGCCUUUCCUAACCAUCGCUCUCGUUGUUCUGGUCCUGACCACUGUUUUGACAUGCGGUUUAAAAUUUUACCAUCGAAUCAGUUCCACACAGUUACCACUCGCUCCAGCAAGUCCCACUAGUGAACCGACGACUAAUGAACCACGAAAAGUGCGUUUGCGAAGCUUGGACACCUUUCGGGGAAUCGCUAUUAUGCUAAUGAUAUUCGUCAACAGUGGAGGUGGCCAUUAUUGGUGGAUGGAACAUGCCACUUGGAAUGGAUUGCACGUGGCUGAUCUAGUGUUCCCGUGGUUUUUAUUUAUAAUGGGCGUUUGUAUUCCAAUAUCCCUGCGUUCACAAGUCGGUAGAAAUAUUCCUCGCAGAAAAAUUCUCGCGAAUGUUGCUAUGAGGUCAUUCAAACUAUUUUGCAUCGGGCUGUGCUUAAAUUCGAUCAACGGUCCCAAAAUGGCCGAAUUGCGAUUGUUUGGUGUAUUGCAGAGGUUCGGCGUUGCGUAUUUUGUUAUUUCUGUGAUUCAUCUUUACUUCUACACCGAGAACAUACAACUGCAAAGCAAUUUAGCUAGGCAUAACAUUGAUAUCCUACGCUUAUGGAAACAUUGGGUCAUCAUGGGAGUUAUUGUCCUCAUUUAUCUGUUGAUCUUAUUUCUAGUUCCCGCCCCAGGUUGCCCAAGUGGAUACUUCGGUCCGGGAGGAAAACAUCUGAUGGUGUUGCAUCCCAACUGUACCGGUGGAAUUACAGGAUAUAUAGAUCGUAUCAUUCUUGGCAACAACCAUAUUUACCAGCACCCAACUGCUCGAUACGUAUACGAUGCGUUAGCUUUUGAUCCAGAAGGACUAUUUGGAUGCCUACCAACGAUACUGCAAGUAUUCCUAGGACUGCAAUGCGGCAUGCUCAUACUUACCCAUACGGAAGUUACUGCUCGAAUCCGGCGACUAACCGCCUGGGGAAUAGUUCUAGGAUUACUCGGUGGAGUUUUGUGCAGUUUCAGCAAAAAUGACGGUUGGAUUCCAGUCAACAAGAAUCUCUGGUCACUGUCCUAUGUUAUGACUACAGGUUCGCUAGCAUUUUUCCUAUUGCUUAUCUGUUUUGUUCUGAUUGAUGUGAAACGAAUCUGGAGUGGGAAUCCGUUCCUGUAUGCGGGCAUGAAUGCAAUUAUUUUGUACGUAGGACAUACCGUUUUCCAUAAAAUGCUUCCGUGGCACUGGAGAAUAGGGCUUAUGAAUACUCAUUUUAUGUUAAUGUGUGAAGCUCUUUGGAACGCCGUGCUAUGGAAUGGAAUCGCUUACUAUUUGUUCGAGAAAAAGAUAUUCUAUAGCGUGUAAGUCAUUGAGAAAUGUAAAAUAAAAAUAUAUCAUCGUA